AUGAGUACCAACCACAACACUAUAGCCUUUGAAGGCCAUAGGAAUUUCCGCUUGAGGUUAAUAUUGGCCACGUUAAGUGGGAAGCUGGUGAAAAUUAUCAAAAUCCGAUCCCAUGAUUUGAAUCCUGGUUUAAAAGAUUAUGAAGUAUCCUUCUUAAGACUACUUGAAUCAGUCACUAAUGGUUCGCAUAUAGAGAUAUCGUACACUGGUACAACAGUUAUAUACCGUCCCGGAAUUGUUAUAGGUGGUGAAGUCACUCACAAUUGCCCUCAUUCCAAACCUAUGGGUUACUUUAUUUUACCUAUGUUGAUGUUGGCACCAUUUUCGAAAAAGAAAUUUAGCAUACUAUUCAAAGGUGUCACGAAUGCGAAUGAUGAUACGGGAGUGGAUGCAAUAAAGUGGGGACUACUCCCAAUCAUGGAAAAGUUUGGUGUUCGUGAUUGUUUAUUGCAUAUCUUGAAGAGAGGUUCUCUCCCUGAUGGAGGUGGCGAGGUACAUUUGAUUUGUAAUUCCUUGAUACCGACACCCUUGACUAUACAUGCAAUUGACUUGCCAAAAUUUUCGGUGAUUCGUGGUGUAGCGUACUGCACUCGAGUGAGUCCAUCUAUUGCAAAUCGUAUGAUAGAUGCUGCAAGGGCAACGUUGAAGCCAAGUGGUUGUGAAGUCAAUAUAACCGCUGACGUUUGGAGGGGUGAAAAUUCAGGAAAAUCACCCGGAUUUGGUAUUACACUUGUUGCCGAAUCGAAAAAGGGUUGGCGAAUAGUUGUGGAAAAUGUUGGUCAAGCAAAAACACUACCAGAAGAUUUGGGUGAAUUGACUGCUUUGCAAUUGAUGACAGAAAUAACACAAAGUGGCACAAUUGGUAGGUAUCAGCUAAUUAUGAGCCUUGUCUUCAUGACAAUUGGUAAAGAGGAUAUUGGUCGCAUAAAAAUACACAAAUCCGGAAUUGACGAAAAUUUGAUUUAUGCUCUACGAGACAUAAAGAACAUUUUUGGAUCAGAAGCUUUCUUUACUGAAGACGAAGAGGAACCCAAUUUUAUGAUAUUGUCAAUAAAGGGUAGUGGAUUUACAAACAUCUCGAAAAAGGUUGCAUGA
This is a messenger RNA of Lodderomyces parapsilosis, 1095 nucleotides long. RefSeq names its product rRNA-processing endoribonuclease (gene RCL1). Gene Ontology annotation, biological process: ribosome biogenesis; endonucleolytic cleavage of tricistronic rRNA transcript (SSU-rRNA, 5.8S rRNA, LSU-rRNA). The transcript has a single exon. Bases 1 to 1095 code for a protein of 364 amino acids. Gene Ontology annotation, cellular component: nucleolus. Gene Ontology annotation, molecular function: RNA endonuclease activity. Lineage: Eukaryota; Fungi; Ascomycota; Pichiomycetes; Serinales; Debaryomycetaceae. The record is from RefSeq and is a predicted model, not a curated record.